This is a messenger RNA of Solenopsis invicta (red fire ant), 1438 nucleotides long. RefSeq names its product glycine-rich cell wall structural protein (gene Grp). The transcript is spliced from 3 exons. The record is from RefSeq and is a predicted model, not a curated record. Lineage: Eukaryota; Metazoa; Arthropoda; Insecta; Hymenoptera; Formicidae. The coding region runs from base 88 to 909 and encodes 273 amino acids.
AGUGGGGCCCCCAAGCUGGCCCGUAUAAAAGGGGGCUUCAAGACAUCCGCGGAGCAUCAGUCCUCAAAUCAAGGAACGGCAGCAACCAUGAGGGCAUUCGUGAUCCUAGCGCUCGCCGCAACGGCGAUGGCGCGACCGGAAGCCGGAUACUCCUACCCUAGCCAGCCAAGCGGUAGCUACGGUGCUCCUUCCGGUGGCAUUGGAGGAGGUGGCAUUGGGGGAGGUGGAUUUGGAGGUGGCCUUGGAGGAGGUGGAGGUCACGGCGGCGGUCUCGAUGGUGGAUUCGGCGGCGGCGGCGGCGGCGGUGGUGGAUUCGGCGGUGGAUUCGGCCUCGGUGGCGGAGGUGGAUUCGGCGGUGGUGGAGGCGGCGGUGGUGGAUUCGGAGGCUUCGGCGGUGGCUCGCUCAUUCAGAAACACAUCUACGUUCACGUGCCACCCCCAGAGGCUCCCGAGGACAGACCGAUCAGGCCACUCGCGCCAUCGGCUCCGGCGCAGAAGCACUACAAGAUCAUCUUCAUCAAGGCGCCUACCCCGCCAACCCCGACCGCACCGGUGAUCCCAGCGCUGCAGCAGGAUGAGCAGAAAACGCUCAUCUACGUCUUGGUCAAGAAACCCGAGGAUGCGCCCGAAAUCAGCUUGCCCACCAUCACGCCCACUCAACCCAGCAAACCGGAAGUCUACUUUAUCAAGUACAAGACACAGAAAGAAGUUACCGGUGGUGGUGGUGGUGGUGGUGGUGGCGGCGGCAUCGGCAUCGGUCACGGUGGUGGAAUUGGCGGCGGAAUCGGCGGCGGAAUCGGUGGUGGAAUCGGCGGCGGUGGCAUUGGCGGCGGCACCGGUAUCGGCGGCACCGGACCGAGCGGACCCAGUACGAGUUACGGGGCACCCGGUGGAUCCGGGCCAUACUAGUCAAUUCACCGCUACCCCCAUCGCGGCCCCUCCGUCCUACCCCCCCGUUCAUCAACACACACGCACACACCGCUCACAUACCUCUAACAUGAUCAGCGACGACGAUACUUGCCGUAUUGACGUAUCGCUGUGUUAUAUGCGCGAUCGCCGAGAGAAGACGACAACGAUAACGAAGUUGAAGACGGCGAUGAUGAUGAUAUCGAUGUUGAAUACGAUGACGACGACGAUGAUGGCGAUUAUGAGGAGAACGAUGAUGAUAUCGAUCACGACGACGACUACCACGAUAAUGAUGACGACGAUAAUGAUGAUGAUGAUGAUGAUGAUGAUGAUGAUGAUGAUGAUGAUGAUGAUGAUGAUGAUAAUGAUGAUGCUGAUGAUGAUGAUGAUAAUGAUGAUGACGACGAUAAUGACGACGAUGAUGACGAUGAUGUUUACGACGACUAGAGCGAAGGAGAGAUGUUUUUUUAUACUUAUUUUUUGCAAGAAAACGGUGGCGAAAUAAAGCUUUUUUAUGUAUUUUUACAUAAAA